This is a messenger RNA of Cynoglossus semilaevis (tongue sole), 4188 nucleotides long. RefSeq names its product YTH domain containing 2 (gene ythdc2). The transcript has 29 exons. NCBI's taxonomy places the organism in Eukaryota, Metazoa, Chordata, Actinopteri, Pleuronectiformes, Cynoglossidae. Gene Ontology annotation, molecular function: RNA binding; protein binding; helicase activity. The record is from RefSeq and is a predicted model, not a curated record. Gene Ontology annotation, cellular component: intracellular anatomical structure. Bases 369 to 4028 code for a protein of 1219 amino acids.
AUUAAAUACUACUAUAUGUCCCAGAACUUCACUGAGCAGCAUAAGUUUUUUUUUUAUUAUUAUAUUGUUCGGAAAAUCUGUAUCAAACAUGUAGCUCUUCGUAUUACUGAGUGCCCUUUACAGCAAGUAACUAUCAGUUUGAGAAAGGUUGGUGACCCCUGCUGUGGAGCAAAGACAGCUACACUGCAAAACAAGUAAAGUUUUAUUGUGAAAGAGUAAGACAGGAAGUUAUGAUGAUAGCCGCUUUAACUGUGCUGGCAAGUACAGGAAAAAGUUCCCAGCCGUUCGUUAAUUGAUGUAAUUUUCUGUUAACCAAGUCUCAGCUUCCAUUUAUCAUAUUUUCUUAAAAAGAUCCAGGACCCUGAGCCAUGAGCCCAAACACAGCUCAGCUGAAUGACAGUCAUGUGGAAGAAGAGUUUAAGAUGGCAGUGGAGCUUUGUUUGGAGAGGUUUCAGUACAGUGAGCAGAAAGAACUUGAGUUUCCCUCCUGCUUCAGCGGUGCUGAGAGGGCCUAUAUUCAUCGAAUGGCUCAGUCCUUAGGUUAUAUUUCUAGAAGUAGAGAGAGGGGAUUGGAACGCUUCAUUACUGUUUGGAAGAAGCAGAGUGAAGGGAAAUCACUGACCACUGCUCCAAUCACAGUCUCUCACAAAUCUGUACAUUUAAUUGUUUCUCUCCUUGAGAAAUUUCCUGUCAGAUAUAGGGAGGAUACUGAUGGUCAGUUUAGUCCUGAAAAUUGCACAGUACCUGUACAGACUGACAACAGCCGGGAAAAAUUCAAACCAACAGGAUUUUUACACAACAGUACUCCCUUGGUGCCCAAUAAGAGGAGUCCGUCAGAACUGGAAAGCUUUCGAUGCUCCUUGCCGAUCCAUAAAUAUCAGGAUGAAAUUGUCAAUCUCAUAAAAACAAACAAAGUGGUGCUCGUGGUUGGAGAGAACGGCUCUGGGAAAACUACACAGAUUCCACAGUUCAUCCUGGACGACUGCUUUAACAGAGGUGAGACCUGCAGGAUGUUCUGUUCUCAGCCCAGACGUCUGGCUGUUAGUUCGGUGGCUGAGAGGGUGGCAGCAGAGAGGGGAGAGACUGUGGGCCAGACUGUGGGCUAUCAUAUCAGACUGGAAAACAGAAUUUCACCCAAGACACUUCUAACAUUUUGCACCCAUGGGGUUUUGCUGAGAACACUGAUGACUGGAGAUGCCAGCCUGAAAACUGUCACACAUGUCAUCCUGGAUGAUGUGGAUGACCGUGAUGAUAUGACAGACUUUCUGCUCACUAAGAUGCGAACUAUGCUUCAGAAGAUCCCAACACUGAAACUGAUCCUGUCCAGUGCAGCAGUGAAUGUAGACCUGUUACGUCAGUACUUUGGCACAUGCCAAGUUCUUAAUGUCACAGGAAGGCAGUUUGAAGUAAAGGAAAUUUUUCUGGAGGACAUUCUGAAGCUGACAUCCUUCAACCCCCCAGCCAUACAAAAACACAAGGAUGAAAAAAUGAGAAGGGAGAAGCAGUCAACAUGUUUCAUUGACUCUACUGAGGGAGUAAAGUAUGGUGGCAUUGACAGAAAACAGAACAGGACUGCCAAUGGAAAUACACUGGACAGAGAGAAUAGCACCACCACCAAGCAUACAAGCUUACCACCAAGCUUACAGACAGAGGUGACACCAGAGCAACUGAUGCAGGAGAUGGACUACUGCAUCUCCAACUGUUUCUUCAGUGAAGACCUGGAUUCUUUUAAUCAUCUGUUUGACCUCAUCUGUAAUAAAAAUGCUAACGUGGACUACAAACACAGUGACAUGGGAGCCACACCUCUGAUGGUAGCAGCCAGUCGGGGGCUCCUCAGUCAGAUAGAGCAGCUGCUCAAUAUGGGUGCUGAUGUCAACAUCAAGGCAACUAAUGGAUGGACGGCUUUGGAUUUUGCCAGAAGCUGCCAACAUCCAGAUGCAGUGGAUCUUCUCCAAGCCUCAUUUCCUUUGAGCGAGGUGAAUGUUUUUGAAGGGGAGUCUGGAGAGUCAGAGGUUUUUAGUGAAGACCAGGAGUUGGACCUCAUCAUGAAUCUUCUCCACUACAUUUGCUCCAACACCUGCGAGGGAGCAGUGCUAAUAUUUGUAGCCGAAUACUCUGAGAUACUGGCCCUAAGAUAUCGGAUUCUAUAUGAUGACCAAAGAUUUGCUGCCCACAGUGAGAGAUUCCAGGUGUUCGCUUUAUAUUCAGACACACAGACUGUGGAUCAGAAGACGGUCAUGGGUGCUUCAACGCCUGGAGUCAGAAGAAUUAUUCUUUCUACUAACAUUGCUGAGAGCAGCAUCACCAUUAGUGAUGUGGUGUUUGUUAUUGACACAGGAAAAGUCAAAGAGAUAUCUUUUGACAGUGUGAGUCAUCUUUCAGUUUUCAAGAAGGGUUGGAUUUCAAAAGCCAGUGCCCUGCAAAGGAAGGGAAGAGCCGGGCGCUGUAGACCAGGAAUCUGCUUCCAUCUCUUUAGUCUCUCCACCUUCAGCAACAUGGAAGAAUUUAAGGCAUCUCGACUGCUGCAGAUACCACUGCAGGGACUGUGUCUUCAGGCCAAAUUGCUGGUUCCCUCGUCCUGUUCAGUGGCUGACUUUCUGUCCAAGGCUCCCGAGCCUCCUCCAGCAGAUGCCAUCAGUAAAGCUGUGCAAAGGCUAAUGGUGAUAGAUGCUAUGGACCAGGAUGAAGAGCUGACUUUCUUAGGCUGUUACCUGGCUGAUGUAUCCAUCAAACCCCACCUGGGGAAGAUGGUGCUGUGCGCUGUGGUGCUCAAAUGUCUGGACCCAGUGCUAACCAUUGCAUGUAUACUAGCCUACCGAGACCCCUUCAUCCUUCCGACCGAGGGAACUCAGAGAAGAAAGGCCCUGCUCUGUCGCAAACAUUUCUCUUCCAGCAGCUUUAGUGAUCACAUGGCCCUGCUGAGAGCAUUUCAGGCCUGGCAGAGGGCUCGCCGUGAUGGAUGUGAGAGAUCGUUUUGUGAGAGGAACUUCCUGUCUCAGGCCACCAUGGAGAUGAUAUUUGACCUGAGAGUUCAGUUGCUGGGACAACUGCGUGCCAUUGGGUUUGUGCGACCUCGAGGAAGCAGCAAUAUCCAUGAAUUAAAUCAGAACUCGGAGAACUGGGCCGUCGUGAAGGCAGCUCUUGUGUGUGGCAUGUAUCCAAACAUGUUCUAUGUGGACCAAAAGACCUUGCAACCUUUGAGCCACACAGACAGAAAAAUCUACUUUCAUCCCACAUCAGUCCUCAACCUGUUCAAAGAGAUCAAGCCUGCAAAGUCUGCUGAGAUCUUGCCCACCAGCUGGUUCAUAUAUGAUGAGAUUUGUCGAGGAGAGAGGAGGUCCACCGUCCGCUGCUGCUCUUUGGUGACUUCCUUUACCGUGGCCAUAUUUGGAGGUCGUGCCAUGUUGCCUGGUUCUCCUCUACAGGAAUAUUCUAUACCCAGACCAGUUGGUCUGUCUUGUCCAGACAGUCAGCUGGAGGACAGUGACAGUGACACAGAGGACAUGGCUGAAAUCAAAGUAGACAAGAGUUUCUCCUUCCAGGCUAACACAGAAGCUGCAGGACUCUUGAACAAACUGAAGCAGAUGUGGCAGAGUUUAUUUAUCAAAAGGAUACGCUUUCCCUCAAGGUCAUAUACUCAAAGAGAAGAAGUUAUACUGCAGAUCCUGGUGUCGGUGUUAACUGAAGAGGAGCAGAGAGCUGGUCUGCAGCAGCCUUCUGGGAUUGGCCAACGGCCAUGGCCAAUGGCUGUAGGAGAUUUCCCUCAGACCUCUGUGAAAAACUCAGAGAGCAGCAGCCCUCAGACUGCAGCUGGCUCUGACCCGGACAGGGAAGCCUCAGGUUUGUUUCAGGCGAAAGCCUACAGCAGAGAUGUUGCUUCACUGUGUAGAGGUCAACUCUCUGCUGACCUGUGGAUGUCCUGCACUCUGACCCCCAGAAGUUCCCCCAAUAGCAGUCCACAGGAGACAAAACAGGGACUAGAAGCUGACCUGCAGGAACCCACAAGGAUCAGCUCCUGGAUCCUGUGAGAAACACUGACUCUCAGCCACCAGAGAGAGAUGUUUGACCAGCCUGUCAGUCUGCCACUCUGUCAACCACUAUAAAAUGUUUUACCUCUGUUAUCUUCUAGUUCGUUGGUUGGUAUUGACUGUGAUACAGAUAUGGACAUAUGGUGUUGUCCUGGGGGGG